Molecule: messenger RNA, 972 nt
Organism: Lactuca saligna
Lineage: Eukaryota; Viridiplantae; Streptophyta; Magnoliopsida; Asterales; Asteraceae
Source: the annotation of a GenBank genome assembly
AUCUCAAACUGGAAACUUUUUCCGACUUCACCUAACAAAAUGUCGUCGGAGACGUCCAAAAUCACGUCGGAGAUAACAACCGGCGCCGAUUACGGCCUUAAUCUCAACGAAACAGCGCUUACCUUAGGUUUACCAGGGGAUUCACGAGGUCGAAAGUUGGGAGCAAAGCGACGAUUCUCGGAAGCGAUUGAUUUAAAAUUAAGCAGCAAUGAAGAUUCCGAAGCUAAUCAAUCGGAUACCGAAUGCUCCGAUGCUACAAAACCGCCUUCCGAAACAGAACGAGUGGUCGGAUGGCCACCGGUGAACUUGCACAGGAAGAACGCUGUGAACAGUAAUUUUAAGUUUGUAAAGGUGGCGGUCGACGGAGCACCAUAUCUGAGAAAAGUAGAUCUGGGAUCAUAUGCAGGCUAUCAGCAGCUUCUAUUCGCUCUAGAAGACAUAUUCUCCUGUUUCACUAAUAGCGUAUUGAAUGAGAAAAAGUUGAUGGAAAAGGAAUAUGUUACAACGUAUGUGGAUAAAGAUGGGGACUGGAUGCUUAUUGGUGAUGUUCCAUGGACGAUGUUCUUCGAGACUUGCAAGCGAAUAAGGUUAAUGAGAAGCUCAGAAGCCAUUAAUGGACUAGCUCCAAGUAGGCAAGAACACCUUCAAAAUUCUCCAUCUUUAGCUGUUGAAAAAGGUAUUUUUCAUUUGUGAUCCAUGGGUGUAAAUGAUUCGAGAUUCUUCAAUUUACUACAUUCGCAUAUGAUCGAAGGGAAAUGGAUAUGGUAUAUGAUGGUGACUGUAUACAUAUAAAACAUAUAUUUUUUUUAAGCGGUUGAAAUCCAGUUACAUAUACGUUAACAGUCGUAUGUUUUCUUGGAUCACAUCACACCGUUUUACAUUUAACACACGGAUAAUUGUUCACGAUGUAAAGUUUUUUUUUUUUUUUUUUUUUUUCUCAAUCUGUGAUUGAGAUUUAUUAUUAUUUUUUUU